Molecule: messenger RNA, 1906 nt
Organism: Osmerus eperlanus (European smelt)
Lineage: Eukaryota; Metazoa; Chordata; Actinopteri; Osmeriformes; Osmeridae
Product: swi5-dependent recombination DNA repair protein 1 homolog
Exons: 6
Coding region: 180-1634 (484 amino acids)
Source: RefSeq, a predicted model, not a curated record
UCACUUCACUAGUGAGUCAGUUUCUUGAACCAGUAGCAACUGUUCCUGUGCUGCUGUGUGUCUUCUUCACGUAACUUGAGGAGUAAACACAACUGAGGAAGGUGUGAAGAAGAAGAAGAAGAAGGAGGGAAGAAGAGGACUUUUUGACGUUGGGGAGGAGAAGGCCAAAGCUUUUGGAGAUGAAUUUGUACAGCAGUUUCGGGAACCUUCUGGAGACCUGGGUGUCAGAGGGAGUCUUCCCAGACUCGGCGGGGAAGUGGCCAGACACGGACUCCGGGGCUUCCUUCACGCUGUCGGAGAGCGAGCCGCUGUCUAAGCCUCACCCCAGAACUCCUCUCAGGUCUGAGUCCAGGGACUCUGGGAUGGAGAUGGCCAGCCCUGUGAGCCCCCUGCCCUCCCCACACUACCCUGGGACGGACACACGGUCUCCUGUCGUCCCCCUGCCCUCCCCACACUACCCUGGAACGACCCCGGAUACAAACGCAGACCUGGCGGGCGCUGGAGGAGGAAAGGAGGUGCUCUCCUCCUCCCCCUCCCCUCCCAGGUCUCCUGACCUCCCCCUGUCCUCCCCUCCCAGGUCUCCUGACCUCCCCCUGUCCUCCCCUCCCAGGUCACCCGACCUCCCCCUGUCCUCCCCCUCCCCUCCCAGGUCACCCAACCCCCCCCUGUCCUCGUCCUCCUCUUCCUCCCUGUCGCUCGGUCUCGCUGAAGCGCAGGCUCCCCUGGGUUCUCCGGAACAUGCCAUGGCCAUGCACCUCAAGCUGGAGCAGACCCUGCAGAGGACAGACACGGACAGAAAGCUGGGCAGACAGAAGAACUCGCCGUUGCCCGGAGACCGGGCGCCACGGAAACGGUGUGACGCGGCUUCCCUAAGCACACAGAGCUCCCAGGUUCUCAGGACAGGUCAAAGGUCAGGAAGUCUGGGUCCUGGGAGGAAGGUGGGGCCAGCGGUGGGGAGACAGCCGGCCUGGGAGAGACACAGACGACCCCAGUCGCUCUAUCAGGACAGGUUGCCUGUUCAGACAGAGGAAGAAAUGAGGAUGGGUCUUAGUCCUGGCUUAGGCUACUUGGAGCAAUUGUGUCGGGUGUUGGAGGAAAUGGCCAAACUACGGUUGCAAAACCAAAGGCUACAGAUGGAAAUGGAUUCUGUCCGAGCGCAACAAGUCAUGAGUCAGAUCACCGAAACCCACCGACAUGACUGUAAAGUAAUUGAAAAGAACGAGCAGAGUCCAAAACAUAAAACCAACGACAUUUCCAGACUCCCCCCUUGUCAAAAUGAUGACGGACAAGGUGACUUUCGUCGAAGGUCAAUGUCGGACACGCAUUUCUUAUCUCAACGGCGGCAAAGGACGCUAAAUAUGGACACUAGAGGGCAGUGUCUGAACAGCGACGUUUUGCUGGAACAAGAGGACGAUGAAACGCAGAAAACAAAGAGAGACACAGCGACGAAGGACAAGUCUUGGAAACUGAAGAUAAGCUCGUUGAAAAGAGAAGGAUUUAAACAUUCAUUCUCAAAAGAGAAAAACAGCUCACAGAUGCAUCCAUCCAUAAAGAAUUGGGUAGGCGACCUGUUUAAAAGAAGCAAAACAGCCCCGGUGUUCAUGGACCGGGCUGUUCCAGGACAUCACAGCUGACCAACACAACCCCACUCUUCACCCCUCCGUGUAGCUCCUGUUAACAUCUGAAGUAUUUCUUUAUUUAUUGUCUGCUCCAUUUGUAUCCAAAUUAUUUAUACUCCGAUAAAUGUGUAACAUUUUUUCUAUCCUUUUGCAUCGCUGCUUCUGUGAAUGUAACUGUAAGUGCUUGUAAGCUGUGAUCCCUUCCUUGUACAUGGUAUACUUAAGUCAAUCAACCUCUAAUGCAAAAGCUCUGACUGGAAGAUAUAAUAAAGCCAGAAAACAACAUA